UAGUGUCAGAUCAGCUGAUCCCUUCUCAUACAAUGUAUCUGAUGUGAUCCCAGGAAGAGGGUGUGCAGCUGCUGUAAUGAUCCCACUACUUACCUUCCUGAUCUGCUAUGGGGGGAUUGUCACCUCUCAUUCCUCUGAUCCCCUCCAGGUGUUUGUCAUCCCCCAUAGUCACAUGGAUGUGGGCUGGGUGUACACUGUGCAGGAAAGCAUGCACGCCUAUGCUGCUAAUGUCUACACCACCGUUGUAGAAGAGCUGAUGAAAGCAAAACACCGCAGGUUCAUUGUAGUGGAACAAGAAUUCUUUCGUCUAUGGUGGGACACUGUAGCUGGAGACCUGCAGAGGCGGCAGGUGCAUCAGUUGAUUCAAGAGGAAAGGCUGGAGUUUAUCAUUGGAGGUCAGGUCAUGCAUGAUGAAGCUGUCACUGCCAUAGAUGAUCAGAUUUUACAACUAACUGAGGGACACAGCUUUUUGUAUGAAACAUUCGGAGUAAGACCUCAGUUUUCCUGGCAUGUGGAUCCAUUUGGGGCUUCGGCCACCUCACCAACACUUUUUUCCAUGGCUGGAUUCAAUGCUCACCUCAUCUCCCGCAUAGAUUAUGAUCUAAAAGCUUCUAUGCAGGAUUCCAAGAAGCUUCAGUUUGUUUGGAGAGGUUCUCAUUCCUUAUCGGAAAAGCAGGAGAUAUUUACACAUGCCAUGGACCAGUUCAGUUACUGUACCCCAUCCCACCUGUCAUUUUCCAACAGGUCAGGAUUUUACUGGAAUGGGGUGGCACUGUUUCCUGAUCCACCGAAGGAUGGCGUUUAUCCUAACAUGAGUCUUCCCGUCACCAGCGAUAACAUUCACCAGUAUGCAGAGACCAUGGUGGAGAAUAUAAAAAUGCGGGCAGCCUGGUUCAGAAGCAAUGAUGUCUUAUGGCCCUGGGGCUGUGACAAGCAGUUCUUCAAUUCUUCCAUCCAAUUUAAUAACAUGGAUUUGUUACUGGAAUAUAUAAAUAAUAAACCAGAGUUCGGAGUGACUGCGCAGUACUCCACACUCGGAGAAUACUUCAAGCGCAUAUACAGGAGAAACCUGACGUGGGAGGUUCGCAAAAAUGAAGACUUCCUGCCGUACUCUUCAGGUAGUAAUCAAGCAUGGACGGGCUUCUACACCUCCCGCAACAUCUUGAAAGGCGUGGCACGCAGGGCCAGCUCACUGCUGUAUGGGGAAUCUGCAUUCACUCAGUAUGUGCUGAAACAUCCAUCUGGUGCUGUAUGCAAAAUGUGGGGCUAUGAGCAACUGCCCCUCCGAUGGGCCGUCUCAGAGGUUCAGCAUCAUGAUGGCAUAACAGGAACCGAGUCACCGAAAGUUAGGGAUAUGUAUAUGGCACACCUGCGUCAAGGAAUGCUUGGGGUCCGGAAACUGAUGGAAGCCAUCACUCUAGACCAGUUCAGCUCUGACAAUGAUGGUCAAUCAGAAGGUAUAAUGAAUAUUACAGUUUACAAUCCACUAGCAUGGGAUAUAACCACAUAUGUCCAUGUGCCAAUGAACGUUUGGGUCACUGAUGUCUAUGAUGAGAUGGGACAGGUCAUUCCAGCUCAGAUCCACAAUUCAAGUGAUCCAGAUCACACUUUUGAUUUGUAUCUCCUUGUUGCCCUGCAUGGUCUCAGCUAUGGAAAGUACUCUUUAAAGAUUGGAAAGGAAGAAUCCCUUCAGGGGACAGUCACUGUGGGCAGAUCAGUGAACUUUGACAGACGGCCGUCAACUGACCAACAAAACGGUGAAAAGACAAAGAUUGCAGUUAUGAAUGACUGCAACACCCUCUGGAUCAACAAAAGCACAAACUUGCUAGACAGUAUAACAGACAGAGAGAGGAAUUACACAAUGCAAAUGACCCAAGAGUUUCUCGAGUACCAUCCCAAUGGAGACAGUGGUGCCGGGCCUAUAUCUGACAACUACAUGUUCACUCCAAAUGGAUCAGCCCUUCCAGUGUCAAAAUCGGUAGGACUGGAAAUUAUCACAGGCAAACUGGUGACUGAAAUCAGACAGGUUUUUUACAGUGAUGCACGUGCAGAAAGCUACAGCUAUAGAAUCAUCUCCAGACUCUACAACACCCCUGAUGGUUAUGAUAAGUCUCUGCUGUGCCGGACUAUUGAACAGCAGUACAGAGUUGGGCCUUUGGAAAUUAACCGGGAAGCAGUAAUCAGAACACGAACCAAUCUGCGGACCAACAAGAGGAUCUUUACUGAUAACAACGCAUACCAAAUGCAAAUAAGGGAUUUCAAAACCUACGACAACAACACAGUGGCCAGGAAUUAUUACCCCAUGGUUCGUACAGCUUAUAUAGAAGAUGAGAACACACGACUAGUCAUUAUGGCUGAGCGGUCACAUGGAGCCUCCAGUCUGGACAAUGGCCAAGUGGAGAUAAUGCUGCAUAGAAGACUAUGGAAUAACUUGGAGUGGGAUUUGAAUUACAAUCUGACUUUAAAUGACACUUCUGUAGUUAGACCAACUCUCUGGCUUAUGAUGGGAUCCAAGACCGUAACCAGUUCUUUGUACCAGAGAAUGGGGCUGUCUCUAGAACAUAGGCCACUGGUCAUGUUUAUUCCAUUUAAAGGAACAUCAGCAACUGAAAAAACGCCAUCCGUCCCCAUUGUAUUACCACCCAACAUUCACCUUCAGAUCCUUAGUGUUCCUGGCUGGAGUUAUUCUUCAAACCACACAGAGCAUAUACACAACCUCUACAAAGGUAAUGGACAGAAAACUGCUGCAGAUUUUCAUCGAGUACUUAUCAGGAUCCAGCACCUCUAUGAGGCUGAUGAAGACCCAGUUCUCUCCAAACCAGCUAGUGUUAACCUCAAGUCUCUUCUAAAAGGAUUGGGUGAAGUGACAUUUGUGGAGGAGCGCUCUCUUACGGGAACAUGGGAUCUAAAUACCAUGGAGAGAUGGAAAUGGGAAACCACACAGAGCACCAAAGAUCAAAUGCAACCUGCAAAGACCCUAGAAGACUUUGUUCUUACUGUAGAACCAAAGGAAAUAAGAACUUUAUUUGUGUACUUUCAGUAAACCCCUACCAAAGGAAGAAGGUAAAAGGGUUACGUGACUACUGAUAACUGUAAAAAUCAUAUUCUAAAUGGAGCCACACUUGUGUGGCAACUGGAAUUCUUAGAUGUAUGUCUGCUAUGCAGCCCAUAGCUUGAUGCGACUAUGUUAGGGUAAAAGGCAAUAAAAGGACGUUAGGGAUUUUUCUCUGUAUACAGAAGACUGAAACAUCAACCCCCUUCAUUGUAAGUAUGUUCUGUUCUC
This is a messenger RNA of Rana temporaria (common frog), 3283 nucleotides long. It is a transcript of the gene MAN2B2, whose product is annotated as mannosidase alpha class 2B member 2. Gene Ontology annotation, biological process: mannose metabolic process. Gene Ontology annotation, molecular function: carbohydrate binding; alpha-mannosidase activity. Lineage: Eukaryota; Metazoa; Chordata; Amphibia; Anura; Ranidae. The record is from RefSeq and is a predicted model, not a curated record. Gene Ontology annotation, cellular component: lysosome.